This is a messenger RNA of Effrenium voratum, 962 nucleotides long. Lineage: Eukaryota; Dinophyceae; Suessiales; Symbiodiniaceae. The record is from the annotation of a GenBank genome assembly.
UCUUGCAUUCGCUCUUGACACCUCAGCCUUGCCACUAGUCGAGCUCAGCAAUGGACUAGCAAGGUCAGCAUUCUGGAUGGCAAACCCGAAGAAUGCAUCAUUCGGCCUGACCCCGACUGCAGCAGCACCUGCCCAAGGUCCAGUCGCUGCCAGCAGAAGACCGCAAGCUGCUUCUAGCAAGCACGAGCCGAACGUCAUUUACGCCGAAGGGUGGCUUGAGAGGCAAGACCGAGUCUUGGAGCGACAUUCAUCGCAUCGGGGAGAGACGAACGCAGUAUGCUGGGGUUCAGCUUAGCAGAGCUCCGCUGCAUUGCCGCAGCCUUUGCGAGUACACCUGCAGCUUCCAAGAUUUUCGGGAGAAUGCCAGCCUUGGAGCCAGUAUGAAUCGGCAGCUCGCCAAGUCCUUCAGAGACGGCAACAGGUCUACAAAACCUUCCCUGCCGAUCCCCCUCGGCAACAGCUCGUACUCGGAGGCGUUUUCCGGCCUGAGCAAGCGCGAUCUUCGGCGAGCGCGCCAACGGGCCACGGUGCCCGAGCAGGGCAGGUCGGAAGAUUCUUUGGGCUUUGGUUCCAAAAAGAGCUCCGAAACGAGGUCAGCAUCCCACCACUGCCACGAGAAACUUCCGGUUGACAGGAUAGACACUACCCGACAGAAGGCAAAGGACAGCUUGGGACCGCGGUCAGGCAGCUACGCUGUCAGGACCACAUACCAAGAGUCCUUCAAGCCUCAAUCUGCUCCUGACUACUACAGACCUGUGCGUUCAUCACAGGUCAAAUUCUCAUGGACAGAGCCCGCUGAGAGCUUGCCUCGCGAUGAGCUCUGAGUCUGUAAGUGGGAAUUGGCUUCAUAAGAAGCUCCGAUUUUGAGUCCGGCGUUGAGGAAUGCCGAGGCUGAGGCCAAGACUCCAAAUUUCCAGAGCAGCACAGUGCCGUUCAAUGUGACACCGGGCCUCAUUUGAUGC